Messenger RNA from Echinops telfairi (small Madagascar hedgehog), 693 nucleotides. RefSeq names its product testis specific 13 (gene TSGA13). NCBI's taxonomy places the organism in Eukaryota, Metazoa, Chordata, Mammalia, Afrosoricida, Tenrecidae. Bases 1 to 693 code for a protein of 230 amino acids. The record is from RefSeq and is a predicted model, not a curated record. The transcript is spliced from 5 exons.
AUGAGCACUUCCUGCUCCGUGCUGUCUCCACACACGGGAGCCCCAGUAGAGCUGGUGGGUGACCAGUUCGAUGUCCUGGAGAUGCAGAUUUCUGAACAGGUUGACAAGACAAUUCCUGAUGGUGCUGGGCAAUCCAAAUUUAUUCUAAAGAACCUUCAUUAUUACAGUGGCCAUCCACAUUUGGCCCGGUUCUAUGAGCCUUCGAAGCCUUCGGCCCGGAACAGAUUACUGGAACGAAACAGGAAAAUCAGAAGUUUCAUUUUAAAAGUCAUGGAGUAUGACCAAGAUAAGACCUUACUGAUCCUGACCAACAACCCACCUCCUUAUCCAAUAGAUCUGCAAGGAAAGGAUGUCAGCCCCAAAUACUUUCCCAGAGAGUUACUGGCCAAGGAUGCUCAGCAGCUGCGCAGACCCACCGAGACCUUGCCCCUGCCCCUGAUGCCUCAGGAAAAAAUGUCCAGAUCUCUGCUGAAACCCGUCUUCCCUGUGACCCUGAUGGGCCAUCCGGCCCCUAAGCAGCAGCAAUGGUUUAGACUCCGGAGUGCAGGACCGACUUCCAAGGCCAAGUGGGAACCGCUCACCUUGGCUUCGCUCCAGGAAGAGAAGCCCACCAAAACUGCACCUGGGGAGAACACCUUCCGCCAAGGAAGGGCCCCGCAGUGGAUCAUCAAAAAAGCCAUGAACAUUACAUGA